Messenger RNA from Drosophila sulfurigaster albostrigata, 2269 nucleotides. RefSeq names its product peritrophin-44-like. Gene Ontology annotation, cellular component: extracellular region. The record is from RefSeq and is a predicted model, not a curated record. Lineage: Eukaryota; Metazoa; Arthropoda; Insecta; Diptera; Drosophilidae. The transcript has a single exon. Gene Ontology annotation, molecular function: chitin binding.
UAUAGAAAAUUUGAACACAAGCUCGGAAUCAACUUCCACUGAAACUUCCAGCUCGAGCUCUACCAAUCUUUCUACCUGGAGUUCAGAGAUCUCCACAGAGAAUCCCUAUUCCACCACAGAAUUACCCUCAGGACUCUUCGGAAUAUUUGGAGCUAAUUCAAAUUAUUUAACUAGUAGAGAUAUAUUGUUACUACUACUACAAAUUGGUUCGGAAUCAAGCUUCAACAAAGACUAUUCAAAUCAAGCCACAUUAAGUACUGAAGAGUAUGACGAAGAUGAGCUUUCAUCGAUCUCACCAGUGACUGAACUUGAUAGCUCCACGGUGUCCUCAGUGUCUGAAGAAAUCUUCCUAAAUGGCGUUAAGCACAACAAUUUAAUCCCGAAGUUACAAGUAUUACUUCAAAUGGCAUUCAAGGAUGGCACAGUGGAUGGAAACUCAAAAAACUCAAUAAGAAGAAAGCUUCUGAAAGGAAAUUUACCAUCCGCCUCCACCAUGGAGGCAAGUGAAUAUUGUAAGAUUUUGCCAAAUGGUAGUCACUUGAGGGAUUCCAAGUCCUGCAACAAGUAUUAUGUGUGUGCAAGUGGGCGAGCGAUAUUCCGAAAGUGUCCCAAGAACCUUUACUUUGAUAUCAAAAAUAAGAUUUGUAAUUUUGCCUAUUUGGUAAAUUGUUACGAAGACGAAGAGUUAUCCAAUUCUGAGUUAACUGAAUCGGCUACAAGUUCCAACUACAUGCAAUACACAUCGGAGAGUUACUAUGAUGAAAUCUCGUCGAUCACAGAUAAAUAUGAAAGUUUGAUUAAUGGGGAGGACUCACAACUUGCCCCAGCAAUUUUACAAACAAAUGCAAAUGCUAACCAGAGACCUAGCAGAGAACCAUCUUCUGCAAAACAAACUGAACUAAUUGAUUUAUCUGAAUGCGACUUCUUACCAAAUGGUGCUUAUUUAAGAGAUCGAAAGUCCUGCAACAAGUUCUACAUAUGCGUUAAUGGAAGGGCUAUUUCAGGAAGCUGUCCCGGAAGUUUGUAUUUCGACUUUAAAAGAAAGGUUUGCGAUUCCCCCAGUCUCGUUAAAUGUGAUAUUGAUAGCGAGCAAAUCAUCAAUUCAAAGAAGUCUUCAAAUUUCACCAAUGUUUUGAGUGCCGCCGAAGGGAAUUUAAGUUCAGAAAAGGUUUCUAUAGACAAAUCCAAAACUGAUAUGUUACCACAUCUUUCUUCUAAUUCCAACUUGAAAGUUACUUUAAAGUCUCCAAAUUCUACUUUGAAACCCGACCAAGACAAUUUCAAAAAUUUGCUAAUAAUCAAUUCCUCGACAAAUAUUACUAAGAAACCAUCUAAAGAAGAAGAGUCUGUAUUGACACAGUCAGAUGUUGAGAAACCAUGCAAUUGCCAUGGUUUGCCAAAUGGUGUAUUCUUGAGGGAUCCAGAGUCUUGUAUCAAGUUUUACGUCUGCGCAAACGAUAGUGCCAUACCUCGUAGCUGUCCAGGAAAUCUUUAUUUCGAUAUCAAGAAAAAGGUUUGCAAUUAUCCUAGUUUAGUAGACUGUUCGCUUGAUGAAAAUGGUAUCGUCAUCACGAAGUCACCCUUGAUCUCACAUGUCGUUCAUGAGGAAACUGAUGAUGCAACGAAAAAGCUGUCUACGUUUAGGCCCGAUUGUAGUUCCGCAGCUAAUGGAGAUUAUAUUAGUGAUCCCAGGUCCUGUAACAAGUUCUUUGUUUGCGCCAAUGGUCGUGCUAUACCGCGGCAAUGUCCCAAAGGUCUUUACAUCAACACUAAGCUAAAGUAUUGCAACUUCCCCAGUGAAGUGAAAUGUUCAAUUGGUAGUAAGGACAAUUUGUCAAAUCUUUAAUCAAUAGAGGAAAAACUAGAUUGUAGCGAUAAGGCGGAAGGUUUCAUUAUGUGUGAUUCAAAGCUAUGUAAUAAGUAUUACGUUUGCGUAAAUGGAAAUCCAGUUACACAUUUCUGCACACCUGGUAAUUGGCUUGACCUGAAACGAGGAGUUUACAACCAAAAGCUAAUGGUCUAGUGUAAUAAGUAAAAGAAAAAGAGAGAAAAAAUAGAGAGUGGAAGGUAAAAUAGCAAUGUAUUCUAUAUAAUAGGUGAUGGGGUAUACUACAAUAUUUAAAAACAUAUACUAUAUGUAUAACUUGAGUGGCGUAUUUUAGCAUUUUAUUAUAUAUUUGGUUAUGGUGUUAGUUUUAAUCAUCAUAGUUCAUACUUUAUGUUAUCCAGUGUAAUUUAUUUACAGGGAAUAAACCAUCAAAUUACUAUA